Peniophora sp. CBMAI 1063 is the source of this 1110-nucleotide messenger RNA. NCBI's taxonomy places the organism in Eukaryota, Fungi, Basidiomycota, Agaricomycetes, Russulales, Peniophoraceae. The record is from the annotation of a GenBank genome assembly.
AUGGCAAAGUCAGAAGGAUCAUCGAAACCAGCAGCGCUGCUCUUCGCUGGGUCGCCGGCCGUGCUGGCCACGGCCACGGCCACGCGAGCCUCGUCCGGUCGCGCGUCCAGCAAACGCAAGAACGAUGAUACCGGGGAUAACGAGACGAAUGGGACUGCUAAGAAGUUGAAGACGGAGACGCGUCCAGCCAGAGCGAAGCCCUCCUCUGGAGCUGUUGGACAGUGGACAAAGAAAGGGCCCGUUGAAAUACAGCUCAAGCUUGUGCGAACGAGCGGCGGCGAAGACGAGUAUCGUGAUGCGCACGAGAAGAUAUUUAGGGACAGGAUGGACGAAUACGACGAAGACGAAGAUUAUGAAGGAUAUUACGAGGCCAAGCAGGACCUCUACGCCUUUCAAGACGGUCGCUUGGACACGGAUUAUGAUGACCCAGAGAUGGAGUCGAUACAAUACAGAUCGGAAUAUCAUGUCGCCGUCGAGACCGCAGAAGGCGAAGAUGUCGGACACGUCAAAUUUCUCGUGGCCGAUUUGACCGACGCCGAGUUUCAUCAUUUCUGGGCCGUAUUCGAAUGCCACUCUCCUGCCGUCAGUCGCUUCUUGAGCGUCUUCGCGGAAGAUGACCCCGCCUAUAGCGGCUUCUAUGACGGCGGACACUCGGAGGGGCCCCUCCUCAAGGUUGACGUCCAGGCAGCAGGAACAAAGUGCUGGAGCCGUCAUGAGUUUACUGCUUACAGGAAGGACCCGCUAGUUUAUAUCCUCGAAUUCGUGGUCAAGGACAAAUGGCAGGGUCAAGGCGUCGGCAGUCAGAUCUACGAGGCGUUGAGCUCUCUGGAGCCCGUUCGCCGCGCAAAGUACUUCUUCGCAAUGCCGGGUCCUUUGGAGCCCAUGCCCAAGAGUCAGGGUGUGAAGCAAUGGGUGGAGCGUGGCCGCCGUAUCCGGGCUUUCCACCGUCAGGUUGGCUUCCGUCGCGUCGGAAACUCGCACUUCUUUGCGCGGGCGGUGGAUACUAAACACCCGUCGCGGGCGAUCAAGCCUGGGGAAGACGCGGGAUACGUCCCAGUUGGUGAGAUGCCCGAGGUCAAACGCAAGGCAACCAUGUAUGCGUUUGCUUGA